This is a messenger RNA of Abrus precatorius (Indian licorice), 2282 nucleotides long. RefSeq names its product pentatricopeptide repeat-containing protein At1g15480, mitochondrial-like. Gene Ontology annotation, cellular component: mitochondrion. The coding region runs from base 42 to 1865 and encodes 607 amino acids. The record is from RefSeq and is a predicted model, not a curated record. Lineage: Eukaryota; Viridiplantae; Streptophyta; Magnoliopsida; Fabales; Fabaceae. Gene Ontology annotation, molecular function: protein binding. The transcript has 3 exons.
GGUUGAAGCGCUACCAUCGCUGUGGCUUGACCUUCGUAACCAUGUGGGCUCUUCGUCGAGCUUCGAUCCCUCUCAGGAACAGAGGGUUUAAUGUAAGAGCUUCUUGUGUCAAAUUAACGCGAACCAGUUGUGUGGAAGAAGAGACUGCUAUCUACGAGUCUCCCAGAAUAAAGAAUGGUGAAUUUUUUACCCCAAAGACAUAUUUCCAUUCAGGAAAUGCUUCACUGAAAUUUACAGUUAGUAGACGGGAACUUUCUUCGAGUAGCACCAAAGAGGAGGAUGAUUUGGAGGAUGGGUUUUCGGAGCUGGAGAUGCCUGCCGCUGAUGGAAGUGGAAAAGAAAAUGAUGAUUUAUUAACUAAUGAAACUGACCUAUCUGAUGGCAGCGACAGUGACGAUGUUGAGGAGCCGCACAAUGAGAUUGAUGAAUCUGCCAAGAAAAACCGACGACGCAGAUGGGCUGAAUCGGAACUAUUCAAGGAGAUCGUGAAUGCUCCGGAUUUUUCUGUUCACUCAGCUCUGGAAAAGUGGGUAAAAGAAGGGAAGGAACUAAACAGACAGGAAAUCUCACUGGCCAUGUUUAAUCUUAGAAGGCGUAGAUUGUUUGUGAAAGCUCUUCAGCUCUCAGAGUGGCUCCAGUCAAAAAAGCAGUUUGAAUUUAUUGAAAGAGACUAUGCAUCUCGACUUGAUCUAAUUGCCAAAGUGCAUGGCCUACAGAAGGCAGAGGCUUACAUUGAGACUAUUCCAGAAUCUUGUAGAACAGAGAUAAUGUACCGAACUUUAUUGGCUAACUCUGUUUUUCAGAAGAAUACAAAGAAAGCAGAGGAAAUUUUCAGUAAAAUGAAGGAUUUGGGUUUUCCUGUUACAGUAUUUCCUUGCAAUCAGCUGCUACUUCUGUAUAAGAGGGUUGACAUGAACAAAAUAGCUGAUUUGUUAUUGUUCAUGGAAAAUGAGAAUAUCAAACCUUCUGCACUUACUUUUGAAAUCUUAAUAGACACGAAAGGCCAGUCAAAAGAUAUUGCUGGAAUGGAGCAAAUUGUUGAAAGAAUGAAAGCUCAAGGCAUUGAACCAAGCGUCAAAACACAGAUCGUUGUGUUUAGGCAUUACAUCUCAGCUGGGCAUCAAGAUAAAGCUGAAACUUUAUUGAAGGAGAUGGAGGGUAAAAACUUGAUACAGAAUAGGUGGCUAUGCCGAAUUUUGCCUCCCUUCUAUGCAAACCUAGGAAAGGAGGAUGAAGUGAGAAGAAUUUGGGAAGUCUGUGAGGCAAACCCACGGGUUGAUGAGUGUGUUGCUGUAAUUGAAGCUUGGGGAAAGUUGAAUAAAAUCAAUGAAGCAGAGAAAGUUUUUGAGAUAAUGUUAAAGAAAUCAAAGCUUUCUUCAAGGAACUGCUCUGUGCUACUGUAUGUUUAUGCAAAUAAUAAGAUGCUAGUGAAGGGUAAGGAUCUUAUUAAGCGAAUGGCAGAGAGUGGGCAGCGAAUUGGCCCAUUGACGUUGGAUGCCAUAGUGAAACUUUAUGUCCAAUCUGGGGAAGUGGAGAAGGCAGAUUCUAUUCUUCACAAGGCAGCCCAGCUGAACCCGGUAAGGCCAUUAUAUUCUACCUUCCUAACUAUGUUGGAACAGUAUGCUAAGAGGGGUGACAUACACAAUUCGGAAAAGAUUUUCGUUAGAAUGAAACAAGCUAAAUAUCAACCUGGAUCGAAGAUAUACCAAAUCCUAAUGCAGGCUUAUAUUAAUGCAAAGCUUCCAGCCUAUGGGAUUAGGGACAGGAUUAAAGCUGAUAACAUAAAUCCCAACAAAGCUUUGGCUAGCCAGUUGGUUCAAGUUGAUGGAUUUAGGAAGAAUCCAGUUUCCGAUUUGCUUGAUUGAGGAAGCUAACAGAUCCUUUUGUAUGGGUUGUUUCUUCUCAUACGCAUGCAACUAUUAUUUAGUCAAAGAGUAGGUCAAGCAUCUUUAAACUUUUUCAGCAUGUUUUGAUAGCUCGUCUUUAACAAGAUGAAUCCUUGUUAUUGCGUAAUUUGUUCUUUCUCUUUACAUUAAAUCUCUCGUCGUUUGGUUGAAAUGCCAACUCAUGAAAAGAUGCUUGAUGAUAGCUGUUGUGGUCUGUUACAGAAGGGUUCCGGAACUUGAAAUUGAUAUUAGUGAUCUAGAAAUUGUGUUGAAGAAGCAGAAUUGCCCCAGCAUAACUAUUAUCGCUUUUUUAAUGUGAAAAUAUCGUCCGCAUUAAUGUAUUCAACCAGAUAUUUUUAAUAAAAAUUUAUGUAUAAAAUCAUAUAGUAUUCCUUU